Trichomycterus rosablanca is the source of this 981-nucleotide messenger RNA. It is a transcript of the gene gpr3, whose product is annotated as G protein-coupled receptor 3. Gene Ontology annotation, biological process: regulation of metabolic process; adenylate cyclase-activating G protein-coupled receptor signaling pathway. Bases 1 to 981 code for a protein of 326 amino acids. Lineage: Eukaryota; Metazoa; Chordata; Actinopteri; Siluriformes; Trichomycteridae. Gene Ontology annotation, cellular component: cytoplasm; plasma membrane. The transcript has a single exon. The record is from RefSeq and is a predicted model, not a curated record. Gene Ontology annotation, molecular function: G protein-coupled receptor activity.
AUGGCCCUCAAUGACUCUGAAGUGGGCUUGGAAGUUGUAUUUGAGAUUGACCCCCUCCUUCAACUGUCUCCUGCCAGGAUCACACCUGACCCUAUAGCACCAGCAGUGAUGACUCCAUGGGACAUAGCCUUGUGUGUAUCAGGUGCUCUGAUUUGCUGCGAGAAUGCAAUCAUCAUAGUGACUAUUUUCUCUUCGGUGUCUUUGCGGGCGCCUAUGUUCUUGCUGAUUGGCAGCUUAGCUUGGGCAGACUUCCUGGCCGGAGUGGGUCUGCUGCUGCACUUUAUGUCUCGUUGGUGCAUGUCCUCAAGGGUGCUGGAGCUGGGUAGUGUGGGCUUGCUAGUUAGUGCACUCUGUGCUUCUGUUUUCUCUUUAUUGGGCAUUACCCUUGACCGAUUCCUGUCUCUCCAUCGGGCCCUCACUUAUGGCUCACACCACACACAUACGCACACACGCUGUGCUCUGGCUAUGGCCUGGAUGCUAGCCGGAGUGCAGGGAGCUCUACCUACUCUGGGCUGGAAUUGCCUGGAUGAUAGAAAGUCUUGCAGUGUGGUGUGGCCACUCACCCGAGUGCAUUUGGCCACCCUAUGUGGGGGAUUUCUAUUGGCCCUCGCACUGAUGCUGCAGCUCAAUGCCUGGAUCUGCCAAGUCGUCCUUCGCCACUCACACCAGAUUGCUCUACAGAGACACACACUGCCCUCCGCACGGACACAUACCCGCCGCCGGGUGCACACUCUUGCCUUGAUCCUUGCCAUUUUUGCCAGCUGUUGGAUGCCGUUUGCCCUGUAUGGUCUUCUGGCAGAUGGAUCAUCACCUGCCCUUUACACAUAUGCCACACUGGUGCCGGUCACAGGGAAUUCUCUGCUCAACCCCCUGAUUUAUGCCUACAGAAACACACACAUACAGCGGGCACUGAGGCAAGCUUGCUGCUGCUGUCUACCAAACACAUUCCACAAAAACACACAUACGCCCAGUGACGUUUAA